This is a messenger RNA of Morone saxatilis (striped sea-bass), 2614 nucleotides long. RefSeq names its product heparan sulfate glucosamine 3-O-sulfotransferase 6. The record is from RefSeq and is a predicted model, not a curated record. Gene Ontology annotation, molecular function: [heparan sulfate]-glucosamine 3-sulfotransferase activity. Lineage: Eukaryota; Metazoa; Chordata; Actinopteri; Moronidae. The transcript is spliced from 2 exons. The coding region runs from base 403 to 1500 and encodes 365 amino acids.
UUGUUGAGGGUUUCCAAUAGAGUCGCUGCCAAAGGAGCCACGGGAGCGCACAGAAGGCAUGGAGCGCCGCGGGACAUAAAUCCACAGCCACCUUUCAGCUGAGCCUCGCUGGGACUGCUCCAGUUAUUGGAAAAAAAAUAAUAGUCUACAAGUUGCCUCUGAUGCUGCUAUAUAGCUGACGAAUCCCGAGAGAGAGGCAAAGAGCGAGUGAGAUAAGCUGGGGCAACAUGUGGAACCUUUUGACGCGCGCAAGGCAAGUUUUGCGCCACUUGCCGUUGUGGCACGAGCGCGGCGGUUUUUCUAAAGCUUUCUCAGUUUGAGUAACUUUUAAAGUCAGUAGUAUGAAGUCCUCUGGUAUGGCAUGUUUCCUGCGUUGUGUCCUCAUGCUCAGGAUUGCGACUCAUGGGAUGUAGUAAAUGGAGAGCUGCGUUCAACUUUGGACACCUGAAGGUGCAGUCCAAGCUGUCCGUCUUCUUUACCAUGAUCAUUCUCUUCACUUACCUGUUUUACUGCCUCAACGGAUACUGUGACUCCUUGCCCAGGCCGGUUUAUGACCAACAAAGUCAUUUCCAAAACAAAAUUAUCUUAAAUGAUGGACACGAAGCGUCAGCGCAGCAGCUCGGCAAGUAUAACGCGUCUCAAGUCUCGAUUGUCCGGGAACAGCUGUCGGACUUGUCGAACAGCGACGCUCUAUCUAACAAUAUAUCUAUAGCCAAUAAUUUCGGCAGCAAAAAGUUUCCUCAGGCCAUCAUCAUAGGGGUGAAGAAAGGUGGCACUCGGGCGCUGCUGGAGUUCCUGCGCAUCCAUCCGGACGUGAGAGCCGUUGGAUCUGAGCCGCACUUCUUUGACCGCUUUUACGAUAAAGGGUUGGAAUGGUACAGGAACCUGAUGCCUCGUACUCUAGAGGGUCAGAUCACCAUGGAGAAGACCCCCAGUUACUUCAUCACCAAAGAAGCCCCUCGCCGCGUCUUCUCCAUGAGCCGCCACACCAAGCUCAUCGUGGUGGUGCGUGACCCUGUGACCCGGGCUGUUUCUGAUUAUACCCAGACUCUGUCCAAAUCUCCCGGGCUCCCGUCCUUCCAGAACCUGGCCUUCCGCAAUGCCACCACAGGGCUCAUCGACACGUCUUGGAGUGCUGUGCGUAUUGGCAUCUAUGCCAAGCACCUAGAGAACUGGCUGCGCUUCUUCCCGCUCUCACGCCUCCUCUUUGUCAGUGGCGAGCGCCUCGUGACGGACCCAGCAGGGGAGAUGGGCCGGGUCCAGGACUUCCUGGGACUCAAACGUGUGGUGACAGACAAGCACUUCUACUUCAACCAGACCAAAGGUUUCCCCUGCCUGAAGAAGCCCGAAGGGAGCAGCAGGCCACGAUGCCUGGGAAAGUCAAAGGGCAGGCCCCAUCCCCAGAUCCCCUCUGAGGUCCUGCUCAGGCUCAGAGACUUCUACAGACCCUUCAAUCUAAAGUUUUACCAAAUGACCGGCCACAAUUUUGGUUGGGACUGAACGGCUACUCGCCAAAGCUCUUAAAAACUGUUAGUAGCGUUCUUGUUAAGCCAACUACCAGACAGGGAUACCUUGAAUACAUUGUGUGUUACCAAAGCUUUUAUUGUGCAAAAUAUGCCUUUGUGUAAUUUCCUAAGCUAUGAAAACUGACUAUGAAACUGCUUUUCUCCAGAUUUACAAUAGCCAUGCUAAAAAAGUUUGUGCGAGCUUCAAUCCCCUGAGCCAUAGUAGUAAGCAGUGCUAAACAAAAGAGCUUUGGAGAAGCACUUGGUUGUGGCUCAUGCUGCUGCAGUGUGAAAAGCGCCAGCCGCAUCGAAGUGUACUGCUUAUUUGCUUUAAAUUGGAACUUCUAGUACUUGGCACCCUGAGUGACAGAGGUAUGCUAAGCUCUCAUUGCUGUCCAAAACAUUUAACAGCACAACUUCUAAAUUGAAAAUAACCCCAGAGCGAUGCCAACGCUGCAGAGAUGUGCCUGAAGUUAAACCAAAUGUCAAACGAGUAACAAGCCUUGACAGCCGGGCAAAGCUACGAUAAACCAAAUGACAUAUUGGAGUUUUGAGACAUAGCUAUAAAAAAACAACAUAGUGAGGAAAGAAGCAAAGGGGUUUUGAAUUAUGCACAAUGGUAUAAUCAAAAUAAACUGUGACAUAAAUAAGUCAUUCUGGAUCACUUAAAUUCCAUCAGCAUUGUUCAGUUCAACUCUGGAUAAAUGAUCCGACACGUUUAUACAGUGUAUGCAGUUACAGGAAGUUCUUUUUUCUUCAGUUCUUUCAAUGCAAGCUCCUUUUCUGGACUGUCUUUUAAUUUUAUAAAAAUGAAAGAUGUAGCAAACGCAGGAUGAUACCUGGUACUGGUGCAAAAAGGCAUAAAAUAGUCCACAAUGUGCUGUAAAUAUGCUGUUAUUUAAGUUUCCAAUACAAUGCUUGUAUAAAAUGUUCUUUACAGACAACACCUGUAUCUGUGAUUGUUUUCUACUUCGUUUAAUCAUCACCUCCACAAACGGUACUUAAAUGCAACUGUAUAUUUCUAAAGGCCUAAUUUAUAAGAUGACAAGCUAUUGUUGAGAUGUUUUCUCUGAGACUUUUGUAUUUGAAAUUCUGCUGGAAAUUCUGAC